This is a messenger RNA of Varanus komodoensis (Komodo dragon), 478 nucleotides long. RefSeq names its product ankyrin repeat domain-containing protein 40-like. The coding region runs from base 55 to 384 and encodes 109 amino acids. The record is from RefSeq and is a predicted model, not a curated record. NCBI's taxonomy places the organism in Eukaryota, Metazoa, Chordata, Lepidosauria, Squamata, Varanidae. The transcript is spliced from 3 exons.
GGCACUGGUCUGCCACUACAGCCGCUACUUCUCACAGGAGCUUUUCCAUAUAAUAUGCAAGAAUUGGUGCUUAAAGUAAGAGUUCAGAAUCCCAGAGAGAAUGACUUCAUUGAAAUUGAACUCGACAGACAGGAGCUGACUUAUCAGGAUCUGAUCAGAGUGAGUUGCUGCGAACUGGGGGUUAAUCCUGAACAAGUGGAGAAGGUUAGAAAGUUACCCAAUACACUAGUAAGAAAGGAUAAAGAUGUUGCAAGGCUUCAGGAUUUUCAAGAAUUGGAACUAGUUUUAGUGAAAAGCAUCAAUUCUUCUUUCAGAAAUGCUGCUGCAGCAAUAUUGAUGGAAAGACCCUGCUACAACACUAAAGCAGCUAAACUGACAUAUUGAAGUUUAAUAUUUUACAGCAGUAGAUUAAGUCAUAUAAAUCCUUACAUUCUUGUUAAGGUUAAUAGCAUAUCUUUACUAGUGAAUAUUUUUAUAU